AGAGAGAGGAGAACAGGAGACAGGAGGCUCUUGCUCAGAAACGCUUCAGUCACAGUCAAAGCGCAGAUACUUCACGAUACAGGAACAGGCGAUUUGAAACUAUGGAUGUGACAGAGCGGAGGUGACACGCGCACUAACGUGAUGGGGGGUCGCUGUGUCAGGACGCUCUUCACGUGGACCUAAACCUUUUACGCACGAUGCCAAAGUGCACGCGGAUGCGGCGCACGGUCCCUGUCUGUGUCCUCACCUUCAUCGUGCUCAUGUGUGUGGACUUCCAGCUGCGCCCCACUCCUCUGUCCGAAAUCAGCGCGUCUCCGGCGGCUUCUGUCUCUGUCCGCCACCGCCCCAUCCACGAACACCGCGCACCUACUAUUCCGUCCCCUCCUGCGCCCCGGUUAAGCUCCUCUGACCCGCGGCAGGGGGUCACCGAGCGCCCGCUGAAGCUGGAGGACAUUUACAUCGCGGUAAAAACCACGGGGAAGUUCCACAGGACGAGACUGGCGCUGCUCCUGCAAACGUGGAUCUCCAGGACCAAAGCGCACACAUAUAUUUUCACUGACGCCGAAGAUGAGGAGCUGAAGUCUGCAGGGUAUAAGCUGGAGGUGACGCGGUGCCAGUCGGACCACAGUCAGCAGGCCCUGUCCUGUAAGAUGUCUGCAGAGUACGAUGGCUUCAUGAGCUCAGAUAAAAGGUGGUUCUGUCAUGUGGAUGAUGACAACUACCUGAACCCUGGAGCUCUGCUGCCUUUGCUGCGCUCCUUCCCCCAGGACGGAGAGCUGUACGUGGGCAGACCCAGCCUCGACAGGCCCCUCACAGCACACGAACUGGUGGAGGGCAACAAGACGAGGGAGGUGCACUUCUGGUUUGCCACAGGGGGCGCUGGUUUCUGCCUCAGCCGAGCUCUGGCUGAGAGGAUGGCUCCGUGGGCCAGUGGUUCUCAGUUCGAGCAGACGUCAGCUCUGAUCCGUCUCCCUGACGACUGCACUGUGGGCUUUAUCGUGGAGCAAAGACUGGGACUGUCCAUGGUCCACUGCUCCCUGUUCCACUCCCACCUGGAGAACCUGUUCCUGGUGCAGCAGAAGGACCUCAGCUCACAGGUGACUCUGAGUUAUGGCAUGUUGGAGAACAAAUUGAACACCAUUGAGGUCAGAGGCAGCUUCAGCACAGAGCAGGACCCCUCCAGGUUUAAGACGGUGCAUUGCCUGCUGUACCCCUUUACCAGCUGGUGUCCGUGAGCAUAUCCAAACCAAAAGACUUUUCAGACUGAGAAAGACUGAAAUGUUACUGUGGUGGACUGUGGAUUCACAGACUGCUCUGCCCUCUGCAAGUCCAGGUUUGCCUCUGGUCUAGUCCUGGUUUUGUUCCAUAUGUAAUCCCAGUUUAGUCCUGGUUUAUGUGGACAGACCAAAUAUCCAAAUCCCUCAAACAUUUUAUGCUUUGGAAGAGGAAACGAGAUUGUAACGUGAUCAAAAGACAAGCAGUGAUUUUUUGGCAAUCUCAUGCCUUUAAAGGUGCACUAUAAUUUUUGUAGUGGAGUAUAUGGCAUUUGCUUGUCUCCAUGGAGAUGUCAUUGCUUUGACUUGCUCUGAAGGUACACAUACCUUGUAACAAUCUUUAUCAUUCAAUAAAUUGCUGUUUUUAUUGCUCAAACAUAAAUAGAAAACAUGCAUCCUUACAGUGAACAAGCUCGCCUCUCCACAGCUCUGACCUUUAAUUUGUGUGAUGCAGGGACAAAUUAAACUAUCUCCUUGGAGUUUAUGAGUAAGUUCCACCAGAAUUGUUACAGAGUGCACCUUCCACAGGAUAAUUUAAUCUGUUGUUCCAUCACCAAGGCCCCUCUUAUGGACUCAUCAUUUGUAAUACUCUGCUCAUAUUGUACAUAACUCCCUCUGAAUGUCAAUGCAAACCUGUUUCUAUGAAAUAAUGUAUUCAAUGUUUGCUGAUCUCAGAGACGGAAGGCACUUAACUGUAAAGCUUCACACUGCCAAUGAGAAAAGCUCAAAUAAACAGGUUUUGCACAUUAAGAAAACUUAAGCAAUUUCAUAAAUGCAGACAUUAAUGUUGGAUUUUUUCGGAUGAGACUUUAGCUGCUCUGCACCAAGGUUUGGAAUUUGUCAUUGUGUCUGCUUCACCAAAGCUAAAUGAAUCUAACAAAUAAUAUGAAAGAAAAUAAACAUGUCAAUCUACAAAAAUAAACAAUAGAGAGAGAAUAUGAAUUGGUCAGACUAGUCACAUCCAAAUGGCAGGUUAUAGCUCCACAGUAAACUCGACUUGUAAACUCCAGCUGUAAACAUCCUUCCAUUUUUAUAUAUGGAUCAUAUAUAGAGAUUACACAGACACCCUUCCAUCUUGGAAUUCCUACUUGGAAAAUUGGGGAAUAUUUCAGAGCUCCAGUUGGACUUGAGUCAGAAAAUCCAAAAUGGCUUCACCCUGUGUAUGGAUAAAUGUGACGAUUGCUCCAAUAUGGAUAGUACUUGUGUUAUUGUGCCUUUGUGUGCUCUGUACUGUUCACCCACGUCUGUGAACCUGACACAUUUAUUUGGAUAGCAAGAAAAUAGCUCAGCCACACUGUCAAUAGGAAGGGCACCUGAUGUAAAAUAUCUGGUAAAAAGAUUAUGUAAAAAUAUAGUGCAGUGUCAGUGAAUGUACUUGUUUAAGCAGCUGCUCCUUCUUGUGUUUAUUCUCGCUUUUGCAUUUAUUACAUUCUCACAUGGCCUUAAAUAUAAAUACUCAACAUUUAAAACAAUUACAUCUUUGGUGCAGUGAAACCAUGUGUGCACCAAACUGCAACCGCACCAAACUACGGUAUACUCUCUCCACAGCAGCUUCUCCUCUCCUCAAUUAUCAACAUUUCAUUUUCCAUUUGUAUCUGGGUAACUUCCUGUUCCUCUUUGGCUCUACUAACUUCAUCCUGGAAAACAUUGUUGGCUUGGAUCCCUCUGGAAGAUGAUCUUGUAGACUUUUUAUUUAAAAUCCCUGUGCUUCAGUGUUUUUUCCUCUUUCAAAACAUUCUCGUACAGCAUUUAUCUGGUGCUGUUCUGUUCAUAGUCUGUUAAAGUUACUUCUGUGUUGUUCCAGAAGUUCUUGAGUUUCCUGGAGGCUUUUUCUUGUCUCAUUCAGUUUGGUUUCAUAAUGAAGACCUUUCUCUUCUGUGAGGAUAAUUAAGAUCCUGAAUUGUCUGGUGU
Messenger RNA from Periophthalmus magnuspinnatus, 3185 nucleotides. It is a transcript of the gene mfng, whose product is annotated as MFNG O-fucosylpeptide 3-beta-N-acetylglucosaminyltransferase. Lineage: Eukaryota; Metazoa; Chordata; Actinopteri; Gobiiformes; Gobiidae. Gene Ontology annotation, cellular component: membrane. Gene Ontology annotation, biological process: regulation of Notch signaling pathway. The transcript is spliced from 8 exons. The coding region runs from base 198 to 1235 and encodes 345 amino acids. The record is from RefSeq and is a predicted model, not a curated record. Gene Ontology annotation, molecular function: O-fucosylpeptide 3-beta-N-acetylglucosaminyltransferase activity.